This is a messenger RNA of Lineus longissimus, 2673 nucleotides long. RefSeq lists its product as uncharacterized. The transcript has 17 exons. Gene Ontology annotation, cellular component: centrosome; HAUS complex. Gene Ontology annotation, biological process: centrosome cycle; spindle assembly. Bases 278 to 2293 code for a protein of 671 amino acids. The record is from RefSeq and is a predicted model, not a curated record. Lineage: Eukaryota; Metazoa; Nemertea; Pilidiophora; Heteronemertea; Lineidae.
GUCUCUAUUGUGCAGAUAACUUGCCAGCCGGCCUGGUUCAAGGGGGUGCCCGAAAGCUGUGACGGCAAAUGUAUUGUCUUUGGUCAUGAUCGGUCGCGGUUGAUUUGAACGCCAGUCGGGUGGUGUGUGAAAUGCGGAGAACAUCGCGGGAACACUUUCUCCGAUUUCAAACGUAAUACUGCCUUCAAAUUUUCCGAAAAAAAUCGUAACGGCUGCAGCAGAAGAUAAGGCACAGUAUCUGGUCCUGAUAAAGGAGACAGGUGAUGACGUAAUCAAAAUGGCUUCCAAAACAAACCAGCGGGAGGAAGUAGCAGAGCAGCUGCACGACUGGAUGGUGAAUGAGAUGAAGUUCAAGCCCCAAGGACGCCAUACUAAUAUGCCCAUACCUAGCAAGGAGGCUCUCCUGGAAAUAUGCCGUGGACCCAUGUUGGAUAUUUGGAAAUAUGUCACAAGUCAUGUGAAAUCAUCAAGUACUAUCCACACCGUGAAAGGAAAUCUGGCUCUUCAUUCUAAACCCCAGAUCACGGAUGGUGAAAAGGGCGAGAAGCUGAGUCUGUACGAGAAGAGGCAGCAUCUACUCGUCGAGAGGGACAGGCACAUACAGGAGCAGAUACACCUGGAGAAAGAUCUCGAGCGCAGACAGAAGGAGGUUUUAGAUGCUGAAAAUGCUUACAGAGAAACGACGAAUCGUAUAAAAGAUAUGAACCAUCGCAGUGCACUGCUGCAGGCCCACAGUGAGAAAAUUGCAGAAGAAGUUCACAAGUUUGAUGAGCUGAACAGUCGGAUACGGAGCAAGAUCGACCGGUAUAAAUCUCCAGAUGAAAAGUCGGGGGAGACUGUCUUCUUCAGUCGAAACGAUGAUAAAUUAGAAAGUGCCUGCAGUAAAAAGGUUCGUGAAAGCUGUGAGGCAACCCGUGAUUUCUUUCAUCUUUUACUCCAAGGGAAAUUCAACACAGAUCCAGACACACUGCCAAAAAAGAAAGACCGCCUCUGGACUCAAGUUGAGGACGUCAUGCUCAAUUUCCCCAUCACGCAGAUUCACGCGUCGGUAAUCUUGAAUGCUGAUGAGACGGCGCACCAUCUUUCCGAGAUGACAAGAAGAAUCGACAUCAAGGCUGAUGCUGAAAAACUUAGGUUUAAGUAUGAAGUGAAAGAGGGUACCGGUCAUUUACUGGACAAAAGCGUUCCGCCUAGUCUGCCUCAGAGUGUACACAAGCUUCUGGAAGAGAGUCAGUCGCAGCACAUAGCACGGUUCUUGGAGACCCAGAAGAGCAAAAACCAGGUCAGGAAGCUCGAGGCCAGGUUAAAGGAGUCUAAGGAAGAAGUCCAAACCAUCAUGGAGCAGAGCAUGUAUUCCAAUCCUGGGGCUCUGGAGUUGGCAAAAGUGUUGUUUGAUGUGGAACUGGAGGAGGUAGCUCUCCGCACCAAGAUCAACGGGCUGCAGAAUGCCAUCGGCGAUCUCCAGGAGACUAUCGUAAAAUCCGAGAAGGAACGCGAACAGCUGUACAGCAAGCAGCAGCAGAUACAGGACUUCAGAAGCCUUGCGGAAAAGAAACAGAAUCUCAUCACAGUGCUAGUAAAACAGAACGUGAAUGGUAAAACGCGGCUGGAGGACCAACGUCACGAGAUCCAACGGUACAUCCAGAACACGCUCUGCUCACACGAGGUGGAGGUCACCUCGCUCGUCCAACAACUUUACAAUAGCACUCAGAAAGAGACUGCCACAUUCUCAGAUUUAACCUUGCCUUAUUUGGCACUCGUUACUUUGGACAGCGCUAAAAAGAUUGCAGUUAUCAAUUUAUCAAUUCACCGCCUGUCGGGAGGAAAGGGUGUCCUUACUCCAGUUACACAAAUCUUAGAUGCUCUGGAAUUUCCGACAUUUAAGGCGCCAGAAUGUUUGUUGAAUAAGGCCAUUGAAUUGAAGGAGGAGGUAGAUGACCUGACGAUAUCUUAUCAACGUCUUCAUGCCAGUGGUGUUGCUAGGGAACAGGAGAACACAGCAUCCGCUGAAAAGUUCAAAGAUGUUUGUGACAGGAUCUCACAACAUGACCGCCAGGUUGUCAGCGAAGUUCUGCCCCAGAUGAAACAGAAGUUGAAGCGGGCAACAGACACACUCGGACAUUGUAUCAAUGUAAAGGAUUUAGUCAACACUUGGUGGGACCAGCCAGGCCAGGAUGCGGCUCCGUGGUUGAAAGUCAACGCACAGACACUACAACAAUGGAAACACAAAUGGACCAUCGCCGUUUCGAAACUACGCCUGAUGGAGAUGAACAUGAUGAAGGAUAAACCCUAGGAUUCAACCUUAUCAGAGAAUGACGGUCUUGCACUGGAGAAAGCGUGAUCGAUUAAAGACAAAAAUGGACUAUAGUGGUCUCAAAACUAUGUCGUGGGUUUGAGCAUGAUGAAUAUUAGCCCCAUAGUUAUUGCUUUUCGAACUUGUUGGCUUUCUUGCACUGACACUGACAGAAUUGUGUUUAGGAUGGACUCCAGAUUGGAAAAUGAUAUACAUGUGUAUGUAUGCGGCCUUAUAAAAACUGCAGCUGAUCCGACUUCUUAAAAAAAUUUCCCAAGACAAUUUUGAAGAUGCUGUACAGAUUUUUCCCAUUUUGUUAACUGCUAUGCAAAUGAACUACAUGUACAUGUAUGCUAGUAUUUCAUAAUAAACAAUUUUGU